AAAACCGCCGGCGCCGAGCGUGCGGCGUCAGUCUCUGGGAGGCAUCGGGCGCGCGCGGACGCCUCUGUACACACGCACUGUCGACACGAAUAUUCCACAGCAUCCGACCUAUCUGACACAGCUGUUCGGGACUAUAGGGAUUACUCUAGGGAUACAUUUGUGAUCUGAAGUGAAUGUCGCUGUCCGCGAUGCGGUCGGCGGGUGCGCUGCUGCUCUUGCUCGCGGCGCUGGGCGCGCAGGCGCGCUACCACGGGCGCGAGAUCGGCGCGCUGUCGCAGCUGCACCACGGCGUGCGCGGCACGGUGUUCGCCGUCGACGCGCGCACGCUCUUCAUACACGACUUCCACUACGACGGCGUUGGCCCAGCGGCGUUCUUCUACGUGGGCACGUCCAAGACGCCCAACGCUGUGGGUGCGACGCGACUGCGCGACGAGCGCGGCGGCACCAGCCCGCUGCGGCGCUACCGUGGCGAGGGCGUUACGAUCUCGCUGCCCGACGGCGUCACGCUGCGCGACGUCAAGUGGUUCUCUGUCUGGUGCGACGAGUAUGCGGUGAACUUCGGCGACGUGUCAAUCCCCCGCGACCUGGAGUACCCCAAACCAGCCAAGGUGGGCGCGCUGCGCGGCGUGCAUGGCGUGUCAUCGGACGCGGUGGUCGUGGUCGACGCGCAGACGCUGCUCAUACCCAACUUCUCUUAUGAUGGAGAGGCGCCUGAUGCCAAGUUCUGGGUUGGCCGCGGCGAGACCCCGUCCCCGCAAGGCAUCCGUAUCCCCGACGAGAACGGGAAGGAAGCUCCUCUUAGGAAGUACGACAAGAAAACUAUCGUUCUGACUCUGCCCGGUGAGCUGACGGUGUUUGACAUCGGGCACUUCGCGGUGUGGUGCGAGGCAUUCACGGUGAACUUCGGUCACGUGGUGUUACCGCGCGCGGCGCUUGCCAACGUGCCGCCCAGCCUCAAGAUGCUCGGGGUGUCUCCACAGUCGAAGCUGAACUGCGAGGUGUUGCACGACGAGCUGGCGUUCGAGGUGCGCUGGGCGGUGGCCGGCGACAGCAUCGUGCUGCAGCUCGUCGCUAAACUCGAGGACGGCGAGUACAUGUCCUUCGGUAUAUCUGGUGACCCGGCGCACUCGCAGAUGGUGGGCAGCGACGUGGCGGUAGCGUGGGUGGACAAGGACACGCUCAAGGGAUACGCCGUGGACUACUACCUGGAUGCUAAGAGCCAGUGCGCAGGAGUUAGAGGAUCCUGUCCUGAUGAGAGGCUUGGGGAGAAGACCAACUCAGUGCGUCUGCUGAACGCGGCGCUGGUGAACGGCUACUCCAUCGUGACGUACCAGCGCGCGCUGCGGGCGGCCGACGAGCUGGACCGCGCCGUGCUCACCAACGCCUCGCAGCCUAUUGUCUGGGCGCUUGGGCCGCUCAACUCGCGCAACGAGGUGUCUUACCACCACCACUUCACAAAGGGCGACAAGUUCAUCGAGUUCGGUCGUCCGCCCGUGUGGAACUGCCCCAUGCCCGAGGGCGAGGAGGAGCACGCGCCGGAACAGCCACGUCAAGAGGUGCAGCAUCAUAGCAGACCUGUCCAGGAGAACACAGCAGUAAUCAAGCCGAACCCAGUGCCGACGCCGAAGCCGGUGGCCAAGGCGGUGCCCUGGGAGAUCCCCGCCAUCCAGUGCUACGAGCCUCCAGAUGGCGUGUUCUACGCGCAGAUGGGACCUACUGGCGGCAAGCAAGGAUACUCGGCCAUCACUGGCCACGUGGGCUGGGGCAUCUCGUGGUACAUUAACGGGCUGCUGAUCCCGGAGAUCAACGUGGUCCGCGGCCGCAAGUACACCUUCGUGGUGGAGGGCGGCCACGACGCCUCCGUGCCCGCGCGCUACCAUCCCUUCUACAUCACCAAUGAUCCCGUCGGAGGAUACUUCCAUAAGAACGACCAGGAGAAGAAGGGCAUAGAAAUCUACGCCGGCGUCCGGCGCUCCCGGGCAGGCGAGCUGAUUCCUACCGGCGUGGGCCGCCUGUGCAACUGGACGCCCGACAACAACGGGCCGGAGGCCGACGAGUAUCCCAGCUUCGGCGCCUACCAGCGCUCCCUCACGCUCGUCUGCGAGGAGGGCAACCCUGGCGUCGUCACCUGGAUCCCUGAUAGGAACACUCCCGACACCGUCUACUACCAGUGUUUCACUCACCGACACCUCGGCUGGAAGAUAAACGUGCACGACGAGUGCGACGAGUCGGAGGCCGAGGAGAGUCGCGUGGAGGAGCGCGUGGCGGCGCCCGACGACCUGCGCGGCGAGGAGUCCAUUCAGGUACGCAGCCGCCUCCCGCCCGACCAAAACUUUCUAGAUCGUCGCCAGAAAGUGGAGAAAAUAAUCGAAGCGAAACCGAAUUAUGACGAUUUCAGUAGGUCGAAGGGCGACGGUGGCCGCCAGGGAGACGCGCCGCCGCGGCAGGAGUUUGAGUUGCCCGUGUCCCAAGUGCAGAUCAAGGAGGUCAUCCGAGCCGUCGAGGGCAUCGAGAGCGAGAUGCGCGACGAGAUGCGCCGCAACCAGACCAGGACCCCCACGCAGUACCGCGUCCACGAGGACGUCAACGAGGCCUUCUUACCCGAGCGCCCCGUGAGAGAGGGAGACGAGUACGUGGUGGGCCGGACGCCCGAAACCUUCUUCUUGCCGCCCAACCAGCAGCCGCUCACGUUGCAGUCUGUCAUGCGCCCCAACCAGAUGAACAAGCCUGGAGGUCAACGACCACCGUUCAGACGACCGGUGCCCCCAGAAAUCAAACUUCGUCGACCUCCACCUGGCUUCCCUAAAGGGAACAACUACCCGCUGCAGAUGCCUGGCCCCCACAACCCCAAUGGUAUGCACAAGAAAGUGCCGCCCAAACACCGCGGACCUAUGAACCAAGGCCGGCCGAUGCCUCCAGGAGUUCCGCCCAUGAAAGUUAUGCCGCCCCUAUCGCAUCCCAAGCCAUCGUUUGGUCACAAUUCUCAAAAGCAUGGGCCUAAAAUACCGGAUGGGCCAGUGCAGUCUAUUGUUGUUGGAAAACCAGGCUUAACAGGCGUCGCGCACCCACAGAAUUUCAAUCUGCAAGCCCCGACGUUGAAUCUGGGACAGCCGGAUAUCAUCAUGAACCAAGUCGUGAGAAGUCAAAUUACUUUACCGGGUGCAGGCGAUACCACCCCGCAACACAGUUCACCACCACAGACAUUUGUGAGCAAACCGGGACAGAUAAUUUUGGGUAAGCCAAUGGAUAACCCUGUUCCAUUAGAUCAGCAAAUGACUCACACUAAGCAUCACAAUAUCCAUACACAGACUAAGCCAAAACCAGUUAAGGAAUCUCAUCCCCAAAAUAACCAUAAUCAACAUAAACAUAAUCAGUUUGAGAAUGACAGAGAGCAGGCGCAAAAUGAAAUCAAGUCUUCAGACUUUAUGGGAGAAUCAGUCGAAAAUUCCACGUAUCAGCCAGCUGUCAACACUGGAUUUAAGCCAGAUUCUAUUGUAAUUGAAAGUGGGUUCAAGCCGAUAAUCAGAGAGCCACUGAUGGCAGGUGAAGAUCGUAUAACUGAUGACGGAGAAGGCAAUGCAAACAGGCGAGAGGACACGGAUGUUGAGGAAGAUUACGAAGAAGCUCCACAGUACAUCAAUCACGCUUAUCCAAGUGACAAAAUUACAGAAUCUUUCGAACCCAUGUUCAUACCCUCACCUGAAGACCAUCUUUUGUCAGCAGAUGAUAAGACUAAAGAGAUUUUCCCUAGCAACCACGCGAAGGAAGACAGGCCACACCCCGUCUACGUGAGAACGGAGAGUGAACUGAAUGCGUUGUUUAGUAAAAAGAAUAUGGACAAAGAGGUGACAUCAGACAUGGUUAUGGAAUCGAAUAAAGUCAGCCCACAAUACUUGCCACCUGACCCAAAACUGCCUAAAGAACAGUCACAGAGACUUUCAAUGACUGAAGGGAUGACUUUUACAUCGUACGACGGCAAGUUAGUAUCUGCCGCUACUCUGACCACCAUACCCAAUGCAAGACCUAGCACUAAAAAUAUUUUUUCGUCUAAAUUACCAACAAGUUCAGAACAACUCCUAAAAACGCCUCAAUUUGGACCUUUCAAAGGUGAGAUACCAGCAAUAGUAGGAACUCCUAUUAGUACAGAAAUGGCUAAAGAACUCACACCGGCGUUACCUGAUACAAGAACUACACGUCUCAAACUAGUUAAUUCAUUCCACAAAGAUGACGAGUCUAUAACGGACGAUUUGAAACCAGAAGCUAGUGAAAAAGAUGAAGUUAAGAUAGAUCCUAAAGAAGAUGAAGAAGAUGAAAAAUCUGACGACGAUGAAGAAGAUGACGAAGAAGAAUACGAGGAAGAGGUGGAUGACGAGCCCGCGAUCAGAAACAAAAGAGAGUCGAAAACAGCCCAGUUCGAGAGGGGGGAAAUAGAGGAACAAAUCCCUCCCAAGUCGUCAAGUUCUGUCGACAGCCAAAUGGAUUUCGAAUGGCCUCGAGCGACCGCGUCCUCAAGCAGAUUAUCAGUGCAUUGGAAAUUUUAUCCAGUAUUACUCAUUCUAAAAGCAUUCUUCUGACUUAAUGUUUAGUAACUUAUUUAUUGUAACUGUAAGCCUUGCCAUUAAUGCAUUUCGUGUAACUCGACUCUCGGGGUAAGGUGACUGCGUUGGAACUGUCGGCCGUCGGUGUCUUCUUGGUUGUACUAACAUCCGUUACCACUUCACACGCAUAAUGCAAUUCAAUACUCCGUUAGAUUAGGGACUUUGUAAAUAUUUUUUUUAUUGUAAUAAUAAAUUAGUGUUUUAUU
Ostrinia nubilalis (European corn borer) is the source of this 4804-nucleotide messenger RNA. It is a transcript of the gene Skeletor, whose product is annotated as protein Skeletor, isoforms B/C. The record is from RefSeq and is a predicted model, not a curated record. The transcript is spliced from 14 exons. Lineage: Eukaryota; Metazoa; Arthropoda; Insecta; Lepidoptera; Crambidae. The coding region runs from base 174 to 4574 and encodes 1466 amino acids.